AUGUCAGUUUUCUCAUGGUACAGCUCAUUAUUAUAUAUGUGUACUUUUCAGAAUAUGGAUCAUUGCUAUUCCAAGGAAAAAGAGCUACAAAAUGAGAGAAUUCCAUCAGUUUUUGGCACAGAUCAUAGCUACAACAAAAUAUGUGACAAUACUUGUAGAACUCCAACAAAUAAUCGUAAGAGAGAAAGAAGUACACCGACUGGGAAAACUCCCCAACAGCCUUCAAAAAUUGGAACUGCAGUUUUAUCAGGUCAGAAACGCAAUACUCCUUGGACAGAACCGGAGAAGGACUAUUUCAUUCAAUAUGUCAAACACACACCACUAAAUGAAACGCUUACAGAUUACUGGCAGAAAUGUGCUUCUGCCAUGAAUGCCAGAUUUCCAGCUGGGAUGCGUAAUGGGCUUGCAUGCAAGGGAUUGUCGCAGAGGUUAUUUAUAACCCCAUUAAGAGGUAAUACAGAAUCAUCCUUAGAUGAAAAAGACAUUGCAUCUAGAUUUAGUAUGUUGUCAACCCAGGAUGUAAUGACACGGGAUGUAGGGACACAGACUGCCUUGUCACUUCCAGUCAACACUAAUACUAGUAAUAGUUUCGAUGUUAAAGACGGUGAAUGGUUGUUUAUAGAACCAAGAAAAGAACUUGAGCCAGUUGCCAGUGUUGGUGCAGAAUACCUGCAUAGAACAGCUUUAAAGCGAUUAAGGCAUUAUCUUGGUAUAUCUGACGGAGAAAAAGCAAGCCUGAUUGAUGUGCUUUUUUGUUACAAGUUUCCAGUUAAAGAUUUGGAUCCUAAUUACCUUUCAUCACCUGUCACACAGUUACAAUCCUUUGGUAAUGUAAUAUUUUCUGCUAUUGGAGAGUUGUUACCAGUGUUCAAUGAGACGUUUGCAUAUUCAUUGCCUUUCACAUCACCAGACAUAUGUUUUACAAUCCUUUUGGAGGUGUAUGAUCGUCUGCAGAAUGUAGGUGUCAGUCUAAGCCAUAAUGGAAUGCUACAGUUUAUGACGGGUGUAUCUGGCAGCUUUAAUUCUGAGCUUAUUGACAGUGUGAAGGAUGGGAAAAGAUUUAGGAUCAUUGGUGAUAAUAUCAACUUUCACAUUGGUGUUGCACAGGCAAGAAAAAAUGUUGAUUAUGGUGGAGCAUUUCCGUGGUUGCAGUUUGCUAAGGCUGCAAUGAAUGAAGUAAAGGACAAAAUUCCUGGUAUGAAUGUGCGAAAUAAAGUGAUACCUCUGCCUAUAUUGCACAAAAAUGAGCAAAAGUAUGCAGAUGUCAUUGACAUUCUGGAUUCAUACCAGGAACUUUGUGACUCAACAUUUGAAAAAGCUGAAAUAGAACCGUAG
Mercenaria mercenaria is the source of this 1335-nucleotide messenger RNA. RefSeq lists its product as uncharacterized. The coding region runs from base 1 to 1335 and encodes 444 amino acids. The transcript is spliced from 9 exons. NCBI's taxonomy places the organism in Eukaryota, Metazoa, Mollusca, Bivalvia, Venerida, Veneridae. The record is from RefSeq and is a predicted model, not a curated record.